GAGACGCUGCGUGGGACCAUGGGAUGGGGUCCCGUCUGCCAGCCUGAGAGGGCUGAGUCGUAUGACAGGCAUCUGGUAACUCUACCAAUCAACCCGAGGCCAAAGACAGUGGUGGGUGACCGAACCCCAGCUCGGCCGAUACCCUUCGAAGGAGUGCCUUGCAUUUUUUUCGAGCAACCUCCAUGUCCCUCCUUGUCCAACACCCUUGACUACCCAUGUACAUACACACAGCUGACAGGGGAAGCGAGGCCUCUAAGAAGAACAGCCUCCUUGAAGAGCUGACAGUUUCCUUCUUUACUCGCACUUCGCAAGACUUGCGUCUGCCUCCUCUCAAUAUAGCAAUGUCUCCAACAAGCGGCAGCGGCAACAGCACCACUAUCUUUGUCUCUUCUCUUCGUUCAGUUCCAUUGCAUAUCGACUCCGCUUAGAACCAACUGCUCUCUGCAUCUCACCUCGACCCCCAGCCUGUUGUUGGACAGGCUGACAGUCUCCAAGAACCGCCCCCCUACCUUACCUAGGUCUUUUGCCUUGCCUUGUCUUGCCUUACCGUACCUUACCUUAUCUUACUGUCUUCCAUCCACCCCAGUUUAGUCCUUCAUUCUACACCGACACCCCCUUCUUGGACCCUGACUGUCCCCCAACUCACACUGCGCGUCUUCAUGUUUGGGGGUUGCUUCCAACUACACUCACUCGACUUCAGUCUAUUCCGAGGAGAGCAUUCAGCCGGGCUGUGCCUUACUAACUUUGGCUGCGUUGCUUCCUCUGCAUUUCCCUCUCUGGGUGCAACCAUUCUGCAUCUCGGUCUUCUACACUUCCCUUUUGGGAACCUUAAACCAUGGCCAGCCUCCAAGAUAUCAUGAACGUGGACGAGGACCAACUCGAAUCCCACACUAUUAAGAACGACCAGGUCCCGGCUCCAUCAGGCAGACAUCAUCAACCCUACUUGGCACCAAGCGCAGUUUACAACACAGGCUAUGCGACUGGCGGAGAUCAAGCAGACCGUUCAAGCACACCACAAGGCACGAAGCGAAGCUCAUCCUCCCGCACCUCCAAGUCGAACACCACAGGCUCGUCAUCUUCAUCUGCUCGACCAGUCAACACCCGUCGAAGGAGCAACGUCAGCACCGAUUCCAUGGAGCAAACAAACUACGGAUACGGCCACGCGGGGCCCUCGGGCGGCGGCCUUGAUCCCUCUGGCCAGCCCAUGAGACCUUUUGGCAGCGUGCCACCUGGAGGGGAAGUUCCUGUCAAGUUGACUCCCAUUACCGGUCGUGUCAGUAGGGCGAAAAAGGGUAUGAAGGUUCAUACAUGCGACCUCUGUCGUCCUCCCAAGACGUUCACACGCGCUGAGCAUCUAAGACGACACCAGCUUAGCCACGAAACUCCGCAAUAUGGGUGCUCAAUUCCCGGUUGCGAUAGGGCUUUCCACCGCAAGGAUUUACUUGAGCGUCAUCAGCAACGACAUGAGCUCGAGGGCGACAAGGCAUCGAGAAGCAGAGGAGGGAGUCAAAGUCGCCGGACCUCGGCCGCCUCUUUGGAUGCAGGAGUCCGAGGCAUGGGAUUACAACCUCCCUUGCUUGGAUACCCUACGAGUGCAACAACACCGAUCCACGGCCUCCCAAUGACAUCGAGUAUGUCACACCCUGGUACAUAUCAGUCCAUGAGCGCGCCAGAUGUUAGCAAGUCCAUGUCUCCCCACCUAGGGAACGAGAGCUAUCGCUCUUCGUCCGGUGGUCCUGGUUACGGUGGAGGCUAUUCUCUGUCCGGCCAAUCCUCGCAGCAACCCAUGCUUCAGCCUUCAAAUGGCGAUUUCAACACCCCGCCCUCGUUUUCCUCCAUCGAUUACCAGCCUCGCACAACUCCUGAAUACCCUCCGCUGUAUCUUCAGACUUCGGGACUGGAACUGCAAACACCCGAACUUUCACACGCUCAGGAUCCCAUGGGAUGGCCUUCUUCGGCUUCCGACAGCACUUAUUCAACGCCUUCCGAUAAUUCGCGACGCGCAUUCUGGCCGACGGCGGCGCCAGAUUGGCAAAAUAACCUCCUUUCGCCAUGCCCAACAGGUGGCUACGAGACCAUAGGAGCUACCGGCCCUAUGCUCUACCAUUACUCGACCUCCCCCCAGCUCAACACUCCACAGGUGUACCCGAUGCUCGGCACUUCCAUAUCUACCUACUCUGACGAGCAGACAUUCCGUGACCCUCAGCAACAGCCACGGUUCCCCAAUACUGUUCGUAGCCUGACCCCGCCGGUGACAUCGGCAUCGGCUCAAAGUUGUGAAACUCUAGUCACCCCGUCGACGGCACUACCAUCGGACCGGAUGAUGAACUCAUAUGCCUGUUUGGGCCGUAAGGAGGUGGCGUCGGGCCUCCUGGCGGCCCCGGCCCUGAUGCAGGGCUCCUUGCCUAUGUCUAUCUGCAGAGCCAUUCCCGGCUACCUCGAUGUCUACUGGGAAAAGUUUCACCCACAUUUCCCAAUCGUACACCGAAGGACUUUCGAGGCCGCGGCGGAGCAGUUUGAAGUGCUUCGUUGUGCCAUGGCUGCAGUGGCGACUCAAUAUCUGAGUGGUAAGGAGGAUCGCAUCAGGGGGGAUCAGCUGCAUGAAUAUGCCUGGCAACAAUCCAAAUACAUCCCACAGUGGGAUGUGCCUGUCAUGCAAGCGAUUCUGCUAUGUGAGUACUUCGCGCGGUUCCGCGGCCGGAGAGCAGCCAUCAGGCCAUCGAAACUAUUCGAAUCCGUUUACGUGCGGGUAUACGACCAGGCAGACAAAAAGGUCAUAUUUGGCCCCGUGCCUCGGACCGGAACAAAUACCGUUAGAUGGCACACUUGGCUCGAUGCAGAGGCUCGUCGUCGCCUUCUGUCGGCGUGCUUCGUCUUGGAUAUCCACAGCUCGGUUUACCUGGAUCAGCCAAGAGUCCGCAACUUCGACACCACAACCGACGGCAUGCCACCCAACAUCCCACUCACUGGUCCAGCUCAGGAUCUCUGGGAUGCACCUAGUGCCGAUGCAUGGGCGGCGAUGGUCUCGUCCAAGAGAGUUUCCCUGGAUAACCAGACGCUUCUGUCUUUGAUCAAUCCAGACACCUUGUCGAGAAGCAUAGUCGACGCACACGCCCCUUUCGACCGCGCAGUGAUUCUGGCCUUUGAGGUACUUUUGCUCCCUCAUCGUGGAGAAGCGGCGCAAUUUUCUUCGUCUUCGACAGAAAUACUGGAGCCACAGACUUUCCGCAUGGCCAACAUAUUCUCGGAUUGCCCCAAGGCCAACACCUACCUGGCUCUUCACCACACUCCUCUUCAUGAUUUACUGGCAGUUUCAGGCGACAGUUGGAUCUUCAGCCACAAGGUCCUCCAGCCUAAACAGUUCGACGAGCACAAGAAGCGGCUCAGGGAGUGGUCCGACUCGGGCAGCGCUGCCGUCGCGUUGGUCUUUGCCUGUCGGGCUCUUCGCGCCUUCACCGACCACGGCAACUCUGAAGAAGACUCUGAUGACGAAGAUGACAUGGAUACUCGAGAGGCCGGCCGACCCCGGAUGUGGAAGGACAUUUCGGAUUACUGGGGCAUGUACGUUUGCGCCCUCAUUUGCUGGGCCAAUGGGCACCGCAUCAACGGUGGCGAAGCAAGUCGCGGCGAUUCAGACAACGACGACGAGGCGCUUCAAUGGAUUCGCACUAUUGCGAGCAUGGGCGCUAAGAACGCCAUGGAAACACCCUUGAAGAAGGAGGCCACGAUGGUCGUGGCUCUUGUGAGAAGAUGGCUCGAGGUGGAUUGCCUCGGCAACAGAAGCCGACUCUAUGUCGAUGCAGUCGGCGUGCUGAGUAAGUUGGCCGAGGGUUGCACCUGGAAGUGGUUUUAGAUGGAGAUGAUUGCGUGGUUGGUGGUGGCGGGUGGCAGCAUUUUCCCCUUUUCGACAUUUGGCAUCAGCAUUGCAUACUUCACUUCGACUUUUCCUACCAUUUUUUCCAGAAGUUUUUUCUACAUUUCCAUUUUCAUCUUUUUGCUUUUUUCGUUUCUUUGGCAUGGCACACAGCACAUUCAAGAGCAACUUGGCCAGAGGAUCAUAAUACCUAUUUGCAUUGUACACUUACGACAUUUAUGACGGGAGGAAGAAAGCAGGUCCAGAAGAAAUAGCAUUUACGGGAGGACACCAGAUAGAGAAAUGUAGAGACGGUCUUUUCCUUUUCGCUCAUAUUCUGUUUUUCGGUUCUUUGCGAGUAUAUGGAGGAGGAUGUAAACAUUGAUGAGUGCUCCAUGAUUUAUAGUGGUCGUAAUUCUGAGCAGAACCACUUAGUAUAUAUGUAUCAAGACGA
Colletotrichum scovillei is the source of this 4307-nucleotide messenger RNA. RefSeq lists its product as uncharacterized. The transcript is spliced from 6 exons. The coding region runs from base 836 to 3853 and encodes 1005 amino acids. The record is from RefSeq and is a predicted model, not a curated record. Gene Ontology annotation, cellular component: chromatin. NCBI's taxonomy places the organism in Eukaryota, Fungi, Ascomycota, Sordariomycetes, Glomerellales, Glomerellaceae. Gene Ontology annotation, molecular function: RNA polymerase II cis-regulatory region sequence-specific DNA binding; DNA-binding transcription factor activity, RNA polymerase II-specific; zinc ion binding. Gene Ontology annotation, biological process: regulation of transcription by RNA polymerase II; DNA-templated transcription.